GAUUUGCAUGAACAGAAAUAGAAAGAACAAGAUAAUAGAUAAUACCUUUCUCUGCUUGCAGUUCUUUAAAUGACAGCCAACAUAAGGAUGACUUAAAGGUUUAUAAUUGAACAAUCAAAUACUUGUUGGACUCUGGAUCAUAAUUUUUCGUUUCUUUUCUGGAUUGUUCGUUGUUCUAUAUGUUAAUAGGUGGACAGGAGAACCAAACUGUUCGAAAGCAUGUGGUAGUUCUCGGAGGUGAAUCAAGGUUGAAGCCAAAAAAGCAGAUGGAAACUGACUUCAACGGCGAAAAGCAAAAACCUUAUAAUCAUUAUGCAAAUGGUCAUGGCUGGUGGGAUGACGACAUGGAAGGUGUUGAUAAUGAAGCAUUGGGAGUCAGUGAAGUGUGGGAGGGGGUGGGAUCCACCACACUUGGAGGUAUAGUAGAUUGGCAUUGAUGUUAUUGUGGCCUGCUGUUACUGCGGCCUGCUAGCAGGAAAUCUAAAUCCGAUAUUGUAUAUGCUCGUAUGUGACAAACGUAUGUACUGUGGCUUAGCUUCGAGAUCAAUAUAAUCAUAAGCUCAUUUGUUCUGUGUAGAUGAGAAUGUUCCUCAAAGUGUAUACAUUCUUAAUUCACUUUGAUCUAUUUAAUUCACUCCAGAUCAUGUUGAAAAUGUUACU
Molecule: messenger RNA, 660 nt
Organism: Trifolium pratense (red clover)
Lineage: Eukaryota; Viridiplantae; Streptophyta; Magnoliopsida; Fabales; Fabaceae
Exons: 2
Coding region: 180-437 (85 amino acids)
Source: RefSeq, a predicted model, not a curated record